Molecule: messenger RNA, 1500 nt
Organism: Juglans regia (Persian walnut)
Lineage: Eukaryota; Viridiplantae; Streptophyta; Magnoliopsida; Fagales; Juglandaceae
Product: phosphatidylinositol transfer protein 3-like
Exons: 6
Coding region: 261-1259 (332 amino acids)
Molecular function (GO): phosphatidylinositol transfer activity
Source: RefSeq, a predicted model, not a curated record
GAUCUUGUUGAGACGUUACCCCCGUCUCAUUCCCCCGGCAUCGUUUGUCAUGAGUCAUCUCCUAUGGCUAUGAGUGGAUCCGAAGUAAUUUUCUUCCGAAAUAGUCUACACACCCAUCUUCCAUCUUAAAUCUCCUUAUCAUAUACCUCUUUUCUUAGUUGACCUGGUUUCUGCCUGCUGAGAAGCUCCGAAAUACUUGCCUCCUUUCUGUGCGGCUUUCUGGCUCAUAUCCCUGAAUCUUUCAGGUGUCUUUGGAAAAUAUGAGUGUGGGCUUAAAGAAAUCCCCUUCGAAUGGAUUAGAUAAGCUUUUGACAUCUGAUGAGCAGCAGGCUAAGAUUAAUGAGUUGAGAAGGUUAAUUGGGCCAUUGCCAGAUAAGUUGUCCAUUUAUUGUUCUGAUGCAUCAAUCUCAAGAUAUCUGCGGGCACGUAAUUGGAAUGUCAAGAAAGCAAGUAAAAUGCUGAAAGAUUCCUUGAAAUGGAGAUUGGAAUACAAACCAGAAGAGAUACGCUGGGAGGAGAUUGCUCAUGAAGCGGAGACAGGGAAAAUCUACAGAUCAACUUCUAUUGACAAGCAUGGGAGAUCAGUUCUUGUCAUGAGACCUAGUCGCCAGAACUCAAAAUCAACAAAAGGACAAAUCAAGUAUUUGGUCUAUUGCAUGGAGAAUGCCAUUGUAAAUCUGCCACCAGACCAGGAACAAAUGGUUUGGCUCAUUGAUUUUGAGGGUUUUAAUUUGUCAAAUAUUUCAGUGAAGCUGACAAGGGAAACUGCUCAUAUUUUACAAGACCGCUAUCCUGAACGCCUGGGUUUGGCAAUAUUAUACAACCCGCCCAAGUUUUUUGAGCCAUUCUGGAUGGUGGUGAAGCCCUUUCUGGAACCCAAAACUUACAAUAAAGUCAAGUUUGUUUACUCUGAUGACGUCAACACCAAGAAGAUAAUGGAGGAUUUAUUUGAUAUGGACCAGCUGGAGUCUGCAUUUGGUGGAAAUGGCGACAUGGGUUUUGAUAUAAAUAAAUACGCAGAAAGGAUGCGAGAGGAUGACAAGAAGAUGUCCUCUUUUUGGACUAGGGGAAAUCCUCCCUUAGCAUCCCCACAAACAGCUUUGACAAGUGCUCCAAUAGAUUCAAUCAAUUUAGGCUCAGAUUCUGACGCUUCUGAUGUUGAGAAAACAGACUGUUCCCCUUCUCAAGGGGUGGAAUUGGAAGUUACAUUCCCAGGUCAGCAUAUGCCGGACACCGAUGUUGGCAAAAGCGCCGUCUGACAUGUAUAUUAGAAUGGAGACAUAACAAAGUUUGAACUCCUUGGUUAAGGUAUGGUGACUGAACCAUACCAAAUGCCCUUUACUGACCAUUUGACAUUUAAAUUAGAAACCUGAAAAAGUCUCAGAUUUCUGUGGACUUAUGUUAGCAUUGUGAAGAUUCCAUGGAUUAUUUUACCUUGUAAUGCAAAGCAAAUGAAUUCAAAACAUCAUUACAGGCGGGUAUGUCUGUCUUUUUGCUUUC